Messenger RNA from Dicrocoelium dendriticum, 5052 nucleotides. Lineage: Eukaryota; Metazoa; Platyhelminthes; Trematoda; Plagiorchiida; Dicrocoeliidae. The record is from the annotation of a GenBank genome assembly.
GUGUACUCUAGUGCCCACCGAUGUGACCCCUCUAUCCUUGUUUUAGACCCAUCACUACGAAAUCGAGACGUCACUCAACCACAGACGAGUUCAUACCACUGGAAAUGGGAAACUUCUUAAGGACGGAAUUAUUGAACCAUCUACAUUGCCACGACGAGCUCAUGUUUCGAUAACUACGAACGACAGCCAUAAACGCCGCAUGGUUAUAGAUUAUAGCCAGAUUAUCAACCAACAUACUCACCUGGACGCAUAACCAUUGCACAGAAUCGAUGCUCUUAUCGACCAAAUUUCACGCUACUCGGUGUGUAACACCUUGGACCUAAAAAGCGCAUAUCACCAAAUACCUCUCAAGGAAACGGAAAGAAAAUUCACCGCAUUUGUGGCAUGUUGUAACCUGUCGCAAUUCUGCUGCAUAUCUCUGGGCGUAACCUACGGCGUAGCCUGUUCCCAAAGAAUUAUAGAUAAAGUAAAACUGACGAAAAACUGAAAUGGGCUUUUGCUUAUAUGGAUAACAUAACAAUGUGCAUAACUACUGAGCAUGAACACAAUUGUAAUCUAGCGACAUUUUGCGAAAUCGCUUGGAAGUACAACGAAAACAAAGCAUUAUUCGCUCGAAUAGGACGCGACUGCUGGAUUACGAAGUUUCCCAUAAGCUUGUACAGUCGGACCCAGAUCAGCUUCAACCAUUGCGAUCCCUCCCUGUGCCCACUGACGUUACGUCGCAGCAACGUGUUGUGGGACUUUUUGCCUAUUACUCCUCUUGGAUCUAUCACUUCGCCAAAAUCCGUCCACUGGUCGACAACCGAUCUUCCCUCUCCCUUGUUCGGUUCUGGAGUCUUUCGAAACCCUCAAGAAUGAGAAUCUUCUGCCCUCCUUUCUGUUGACGAAUCAAUACCUUUUGUUAUAAAAACGGACGCCACUGACAUUGUCAUUGCGGCCAUGCUAACAAAACGGAUUACCAGUCGCUUUUUUCUCGCGAACGCUCUCACCCAGCGAACAACACCGUUCUGCUGUCGAAAAGGAGGCACGUGUCAUCGGGGAGUCGGUCCGAAAAUGGCGCCACUAUCUCAUCGAUGAUCGCUUCACGAUUAUUACAUAUCAGCAGUCCGUCUCGUUCAUGUUCAACCUCAACCAGCAAGGUACGCAAGCUUCUUUCCUCCGGUGCUUUCUACUUUGGUCGUACUACUGCGGACGGGUCACCUUACGACCUAACGACCAACAUCCAAAGUCGGUACUUAAGUGGAGGAUCCGUUACCAACACUGAUCUACGCUUGCGCAACGAUAUUGGGAUGGAAUUUCUGUGGAAUGGGGGCCUGAUGUAUCCGUUUUUCCAAUGGGGCGUCAAUCCCGAUAAGUGGGUUACACCGAUUAUCUGCGGGUUUUUUGAACUUUGCACUGUCUAUUGUGGAGCGGAACAGGCUCGCUUGGGCAUCAUCUCCCGUGUUUCAUCCAGAAGACCUGGAACACGCUUCCAUGUUCGCGGAGUAGACGAUCGUGGGUAUGUCGCCAACUUUGUGGAGACAGAACAGUUCAUAUUUCUGGGGACAUCUGUCACCAGUCAUGUUCAGAUUCGUGGCACCGUGCCUCUGUUUUGGGAGCAACCUGGGAUUCAAGUGGGUUCACACAAGAUCCAGUUCAGCCGUUCUUUGGAGCUAUGCGUUGGGGCUUUCGAGCGGCAUUUCAUGCACAUUAUCUCUCGUUACUCGGCCACCGCUAUCGUUAACUUGCUCGGACGCAAGGAGGGCGAGGCGUUGCUCAGCCGCGCAUACCAGGAUGUACACAAGCGAUCCGCUUUCAAAUUACGAAUCAAUUGUGUGGAUUGUCUGGACCGUACCAAUAGCGUCCAAACUUUAGUCGGGGUGCAACUUGCUCUUCCCAAGAUGUUGGCCACCUUGGACUCGUCUUUGGAAAGCCACAGAGUGCUUACGAAUCGUUUCGUCGAUGCCCUAUAUCUGAUGUGGCAGCAGAACGGCGACCAGUUGAGCCGAAUUUACGCUGGCACUGGCGCUCUGGGUUCCAGCCGCUCCAAGUUACGGGAUGUCCAACGAAGUGCAGCCAGAACCAUCCAGCACAGCUUCUUCGAUGCGACUAAACAUGAGGCGAUGUGCACUCUCCUUAUGCAUCCCAACCUCCAUGGCUGGAUGGGCUCCAUGAGUAGUCGAUAUCUCCCGGGACGACUUCUUUGCUUGCCUCCCGCUCUUUUGACAAAUAUCAUGCGGUGUUAUCAAGACUUUACCAUGCCACACAAGCUGCGCAUAUUUGUGGGCACGUGGAAUGUGAACGGAGGCAAACACUUUCGUAGCGUCGCACACAAACACGAAUUGGUGACCGAUUGGCUCCUCGAUAUGCAUAAAACUGUCAGGCUAGAUGAUAAUUGGGGCUAUCGAAACCCGUCAUACGAUGACAACCAGCUGAGUCGUCCGAUCGAUGUGUUCGCCAUCGGUUUCGAAGAGAUUGUGGAUCUUACCACGUCCAACAUCGUGGCAGGCUCCAAACCUUCAGCUAACCAGCGCGACUGGGGUCAAUAUCUUCAGCGGCAUCUAAAUCGCGAUGCUCACGAAAAAGACCCCUUUGUUCUCAUUAACUCAGUUCAGUUAGUCGGCGUGUGUCUUUUCGUGUUCGUCCGAGCUCGCUUGGCCACUUUUUUGAAGGGAAUCUCCACAACCUCAGUGAAGACCGGUCUUGGUGGAACAGCUGGCAAUAAGGGGGGUGUGGCAAUCCGUUUCCAACUCGGAGUGACGUCUGUUUGCUUUGUGUGCAGCCACUUUGCAGCCGGUCAGAGCUCAGUACGUGAGCGCAAUGACGAUUUCCACGAAACCUGCCGCCGGCUCAUAUUCCCAAACAGAUUAACUGUUCUAGAUCAUGACUACCUCUUUUGGUGCGGUGAUUUCAAUUAUCGCAUCAAUUUGCCCGCGUCAGAGGUGAAGCGUCUGGCCGCACAAUCUGCUUGGCUUGAUUUGCUUCGGUCCGAUCAACUCACACUGGAGCGUCAGGCUGGCAAUGUGUUUCCGGGAUUCCAAGAAGGCCCCGUUCGCUUCGCCCCGACUUACAAAUACGAUUUGUUUUGUGACGACUACGAUACCUCCGACAAAGCUCGUUCUCCCGCUUGGACAGACCGAGUUUUAUGGCGUUUUGUUCGUCCACAAUUUCCAAAGAUGAACGAAAACGGAGUCUUUGUACCCUCGUGCCAGAACGUUGGAGACCAGGAAUUUUGUCAGUUAGUUUUCUACAACAGAGCUGAAUUGAAAACGAGCGAUCACAAGCCCGUUGCGGCUAUUUUUGAUAUCGAUAUCCACAUGAUAUCGCCGGAUGCGCGGCGCAAAGUUGUGCUGGAUGCUAUGUUCAGCUACGGUCCAAUAGAUAGUUGUGCACAACUGCAGCUGUGUCUAUUCGAAGCCGCUUCUCAGAACCCUGUUGCUGCGAAUGAUAAACUCAUGGCCAUAUUCUUGCGGAACGAUUUUAUGGGGGAAUUGAAACGAAUCGGUUCUCUGAAGGAGGGCACUGUGUUGCUGAUUCGAUUCUCUGCUUCGAAUACUGCGCUUCUGACUUAUGCAAAUCCAAAACAGGCUAUGGUUACUUCGAAAUAUUUGGAUGGUUUCGUUAUGCCUUGGAAGAACUCUCUUGGACUGCAGCCGGUUGAUGGAGGCUACGAAGUUCACAUCAAUUCAUCCUGUGUUCGCGCUCCGGGAUCUGCAGAACCUCUUACGAACGGGUCAGAUACUGCUUGGUUUGACGACAUGCGGCUUCUGGUUGAGAUGGCCGAACGUGAAGAGACUGCAAUUCAAGGACCGGCUAUACCGAACGAGGUAUUUGAUGCUUUACCGCGUGGCGUUCCCAACUUAGUCAACCAAACUGAUGCUGCUAUAUCUUUGAACUCUGAUCCGCAAAAGUCUGAGAGUGCUGGGGAUCCAUCCGACAAGGAGCUCUCACGUACCGCACCAGCCCGUCCGAUACCCCCACGACCUGCUCCUCCUCCAAGGCGGCCACCUGCUCCAAAUAUCACCGAUCGUAUGGAUUCCGAUCUUGUCGGUGUCACCCAUCCUUUCGAAGGUUUCUCAACUCAAAACAUGCCGGAUUCUUUAUCAUCAGACAAUCUGAUUACUAUUCCCGGUUCAAACAGUGCUUCACCAGUGCCGUCUAGUGGGUCAAGCGGUUUACCUGUCACUGAAGCCAAUGAUAUUCAUGCGGUGAGCAGUUGUCUCGACCUACUGAGCAUUGAGGAGGACACCUCCACGUUUGCCGGUUGUUCGCUUCAACGGCCCCUGUCGUCAAGCAACUUAAUGAAAACGGUUUCUUCAGAGUCAUGCGUCGGUCGACCAGUUCAGCCUACGUUGAGUGGACAACCCCCACCUCUUCCUCCACGUCCGCUACCAGCACCAUCAUUCGUUGCAGAAUCCUUGGGCGACGAUCCCACUCAAUCAGACGUUGUGUAUUCACUGCUUUCGGAGGACCCAUUCAGUUUAGCGAGGAGCGAUCUUGUGACUCAGCGGCCUGCCCCAUUCACCAUCUCGGACCCUGACGCACCUUUAAUCGACUUCUUGCCCUCCAUUCCAGCUCGGGUAACUCCGGUGCCUCCAGCUCCACAAUCCCUGCCUCAGCGCCAAAAACCACCUGGUAACGACAAGCCAACCAUGCAUAGAACUUGGAAUACAUAAAAACAGUUAUCCCUUUAAAUUCCGAUGCGCCGUUGCUUCGAUUUACCCCGUCCUGGUUUCAAAGUAGCCCGGCAACCUCCACCAGAUUUUCUUCGGUCUUCGCAUUUUUCCUCUGUAUUCCUUGGUAACUUCUUCAGAACGAUUCAUUCCACUUUUAUUUAUUUUGCUGUAUUAUUUAUUGUCAUUUGUUUUUCAACAUUCGUCUGUUGUUGCCGUUCCAUGACUCCAGCAUGCGGAAAUCUAAUGGCGCUCUUUCAACAUUCCUCGCAUCUUCCGAUCUGUAUCCGUUCACCCAGGCUGCAAUGUGGUAUUUUUUCUCUACUUCCCUUUUGCUUUUAAUUCAUUUGAAUCUGUUAAAUACACUAGUACAUUAUUAUAAACAACCUAAAAAUGCACC